Messenger RNA from Pungitius pungitius (ninespine stickleback), 6057 nucleotides. It is a transcript of the gene dlg3, whose product is annotated as discs, large homolog 3 (Drosophila). The record is from RefSeq and is a predicted model, not a curated record. Lineage: Eukaryota; Metazoa; Chordata; Actinopteri; Perciformes; Gasterosteidae. The coding region runs from base 283 to 3009 and encodes 908 amino acids. The transcript has 25 exons. Gene Ontology annotation, molecular function: kinase binding. Gene Ontology annotation, cellular component: neuron projection; basolateral plasma membrane; postsynaptic density membrane. Gene Ontology annotation, biological process: receptor clustering; embryo development; chemical synaptic transmission.
AGAGGGGAGGAGGAACAUGUCACGCUCUGAGGCCAUUCGCCCAGCAGAGGAAAACUUGUGGAAAGUUAACGUGGAGUGAUUCGUCUCCGGGUGGACACAUCUCAGGCUGUGGGUGUGGACCUUCUGGGAAACGUGGACUUCUCUCUCGUGUGUGAAGGACGAGGCGACACUUGCGGGUCGUGUAUUUUACCCGGGACUGUUGUUAUAAUUCGAGGAAACAAUUAACAACCGCAAACUCUUGUUCACGUGACCUUUUUUCUUCUUCUUGGCGUUGUCCCCACAAUGGUCCAUAAAUACGACACGGAGCGAGCGGUGGGGCUGCUCACGCGCUACCAGGCCAACCUGACCAGUCCAGGGGAGCAGACCCUGAAGACCAGCGUGGGCAAAGUCUCCUCCAUCUUGGGCAGUCAGCUGUUCCACGCCCUUCUCGAUAUUCAAGAGUGUUACGAGGUGACCUUGCAACUGAACACGGAAAAAACUGCUGUGAAAGAAGACGGCGGGAGAGAUGCGUUGGAGGACCAGGAGGAAAUGGACGGCGUUUCCCGGGUGCAGGUGACCAGCAGGACGAGCCCUCCCCGAGUGGAGCGAGUUUCGGGCUUGGUGACUCUGUCCCACGUCGAAGUGCCAAAGGCCAACCCUCCCCCCAUCAUCGUCAACGCAGACUCAAUAGAUGCGGGCCCUUAUGUAAAUGGCAGUGAUGGGAUGUACAAAUAUGAAGAGAUCAUUUUGGAGCGGGGGAACUCUGGCCUGGGCUUCAGCAUUGCUGGUGGAAUAGACAAUCCCCACAUUCCAGAUGACCCGGGGAUCUUCAUCACCAAGAUAAUUCCUGGUGGAGCGGCCGCUAUGGACGGAAGGCUCGGCGUGAACGACUGCGUGCUGCGGGUGAACGAAGUGGACGUGUCCGAGGUGGUCCACAGUCGGGCGGUGGAGGCCCUGAAGGAGGCGGGGCCAGUGGUGCGGCUGCUGGUCCGACGGAGGCAGGCGCCACCCGAGACGAUUCUGGAGGUCAACCUGCUGAAAGGGCCCAAAGGCCUUGGAUUCAGCAUUGCUGGAGGGAUCGGCAACCAACACAUCCCGGGAGACAACAGCAUCUAUAUUACCAAGAUCAUAGACGGAGGAGCGGCCCAAAAAGAUGGACGGCUGCAGACCGGAGACCGCCUGCUCGCUGUGAACAACAUCGUGCUGCAGGACGUGCGUCACGAGGAGGCGGUGGCGGCGCUGAAGAACACCUCUGAUAUGGUUUACCUCAAGGUGGCCAAGCCGGGACCUGUGCACCUCAAUGACAUGUACGCCCCCCCGGACUACUCCAGCAGCCUGGCCCUCCCUCCAGCCUUUCCCACCAUGGUGGACAACCAUGUCGGCCAUAACUACAUGGGGGCGAUGGAGCCCAAGCCAGUGUACCCGCCGCCCCAGGUCACCCCGUCCAGGUACUCGCCAGUUCCCCGUCACAUGCUGGGGGAGGAAGACUUCACAAGCAGGGCUGAGCCUAUUUACAGUGUCAUCCACAAACCUGGGGACAUCAAGGUGCCCCAGGCCCUCUACAGAGGCUUCUGUCCUUCCCCUGCUCCCUUGUGCCAUGGUCCGCUCCCCUUCUCUGGCAGGGAGCCGAGGAAGGUGUUGCUGCACAAGGGCUCCACAGGCCUGGGCUUCAACAUCGUCGGUGGGGAGGAUGGAGAGGGCAUCUUCGUCUCCUUCAUCCUGGCAGGAGGUCCGGCUGACCUGAGCGGCGAGCUGAGGAGGGGCGACCGGAUCCUCUCGGUGAAUGGAGUGAAUUUGAGGAAUGCCACACAUGAGCAGGCGGCUGCAGCAUUGAAGAGAGCUGGACAGACUGUCACCAUCAUAGCUCAGUACAGGCCUGAAGAGUACAGUCGCUUUGAGUCAAAGAUCCACGACCUGCGGGAGCAGAUGAUGAACAGCAGCAUGAGCUCAGGAUCAGGCUCCCUGCGCACCAGUGAGAAACGCUCCCUCUAUGUCAGAGCUUUGUUUGACUAUGAUCGAACGAGGGACAGCUGCCUGCCAAGCCAAGGCCUGAGCUUCUCCUACGGGGACAUCCUCCAUGUCAUAAACGCCUCUGACGACGAGUGGUGGCAGGCGCGUCUGGUCACACCGCACGGAGAGAGCGAGCAGAUUGGGGUCAUCCCGAGCAAGAAAAGAGUGGAGAAGAAAGAGCGGGCCAGGUUAAAAACAGUCAAGUUUCACGCCAGGACAGGCAUGAUUGAGUCCAACAGAACAGUCAAGGUUAAGCGCAAAAAAAGCUUCAACCUCUCACGCAAGUUCCCGUUUUACAAGAGCAAGGAGAAUAUUGUGCAGGAGUUGGGGGAAUCCGAACAAUGCCUGACAUCCAACACGAGUGACAGUGAAAGCAGUUCGAAGGGACAAGAGGACACAAUUCUAUCCUAUGAGCCGGUUAUUCGACAGGAAAUCCACUACACGAGGCCUGUGAUCAUACUGGGCCCAAUGAAGGACAGAGUAAACGAUGACCUCAUCUCCGAGUUUCCCCAUAAGUUCGGCUCCUGCGUACCUCAUACGACUCGUCCGAGGCGAGAGAACGAGAUGGACGGCCAGGACUACCACUUCGUGGGCUCGCGAGAGCAGAUGGAGAAGGACAUUCAGGACAACAAGUUCAUCGAGGCGGGGCAGUUCAACGAGAACCUCUACGGGACGAGCAUCUUGUCCGUCAGAACUGUGGCCGAGCGGCAGGGGAAGCACUGCAUUCUGGACGUGUCGGGGAACGCCAUUAAACGACUGCAGCAAGCACAACUUUAUCCGAUCGCCAUCUUUAUUAAACCAAAAUCCAUUGAAGCCCUAAUGGAAAUGAACAAGAGGCAGACGUACGAGCAGGCCAAUAAAGUCUUUGACAAGGCGGUGAAGCUGGAGCAAGACUUUGGAGAGUAUUUCACAGCUAUUGUACAGGGUGACUCACUAGAGGAGAUCUACAACAAAAUCAAGCUAAUCAUCGAGGAGCAGUCUGGCCCCUACAUCUGGAUCCCCUCCUCAGAGAAGCUUUGAGCUCCCUGCCGUCCCCUCUGCAUCGGCGCAGAGCUUCCCCUCCUGCCUCCCAGAGACCCCACCUAAGCCCAAAUAGCCUCCCCUCGUCCCCUUGCCCCCUCCCCUGCCUCCUCCUCCUCACUUCCUUUUUGCAGAUAUGUUUCAUAUCAAGUUUUAGUGUCAUCAUUAUGUUACUCUCUAAAUGAAAAAGAAGUCUUCUCACCAUUACUGUGACUGUGCACACCCCCUGCAUGAGUUUCUCAACAAAUCCAUUCAAGACUGGAAAUGCCAUUCCAAAGGAAUUUGUCAAACGAAAAGGGAAAGUGAAGAACUGUGACUGCCUGAAGAUCAGAAUGUUACAGGAAUCUGGAAAGACAAGUUGGGCUUCAAAAAAAGAAGUAGCAGGGAAACGGAGACAAAUCGUACCAAGUUGGGACACUUUGUAAAUGUUCAUCAAAAUCACAUUUAAAAAAGACGUGCCAGAUGAGAAGUGAAGACCAAUUAAGGUUUGUUUUUUCUUUUUCUAUAACGACUGGAUAAAAUCGAGCCCUGCUGAUGGUAUUGUUCGAGGAGGUUGUCUCUCUUGUUUAUAAAGACUGAGGAAAUUAGUGGGGCCUACAAACUGGCGAUCUAUUUAUCACGAACCAGCUUGCUGUUUGGUCGUCUGCCAGUUGUCUGUGCUGCAGCUGAUAAAAGACAUCUCGGGAGGCAGAUCAAGAGGAAAAACCGCGUUGUGAAUCUCUGCAUUUAUAUUAUGAAAUCACAAGAUAAAUGAUAAAAUCCCACAUAUUAAAAACUACACAUUUUACACUUCACUAGAAUUGUCAAUUUGGAGGGCUGUUAGAUUUUUUUCUUUUUUUUUCUUCUUUCUUUGUGGGAUUAUUUGCUUGUGGUUUUUAGCUGCUCUGUGUAAAGGAUGGAGGUAGAGAUGUGUAACUGGGCUCUCUGCAAAACACCAAACUGCCUUACAUCAAAUACAAAUUCUGUUUUGUGGCUACCUGUUGUCUGUGAGGGAGGCUGCUCACCAUCCACCCUGAAAAGAGAGGAAAACAUCUUUUCUUACUUUUACUUCUGUGUCCUCCAACUGCCAGGAGGCCCGACUCAAGUGCAAUAGUUGAAACAAAGUCUCACCUCUGCAAUAGAUGAAAUAAAAUCUCACCUGUGGGCGCCUUUUUUUUUUUUUUUCUUCCUCCCCAGUACCUUCCUUCCUAUUUAAUGAUUUUUAAUUGGCCAUUGGAUUAGAAUUUGGACAGCCAGAGCCUCCUAACUCAUGUUGAGCAGCAGACCACCCGAUUACACUCUCUGCCUUCCUAGAGGAUUCUCUCUUCUGAUUGAAUGGUCACAUGGUACUGUCCUAUCUGCUGCCAUGACGGCGGCCUUAAAACGGGUAGAGCAAGACAAUAAUUGUAUUGGAUGUCCUAACAAUUAAAGAGUAAAUUGAACCUGUUUUGGAUUGUUCCCCCUGUCCCCCCCCCCUACCAAAAAUAUCACUAAAGUUGGGUUUGAUUAAAAAAAAAAAAACCUACAUGCUUUGUGCAUCUAUACACGUAUGAAUUCUUAAUGCACCCGUUGCUGAUGAACCACUGUGUUGAGCUCUCGGUGGGUCCGGGGGUGGAUGCGGUUUGACGUGCAGAUCAAAAUGACGGAGCGCAUGGUGUAUAAUAUAAAGUGUCAUAAUGUGAAGGAACAAGUACCAGCAGUAGUAGUUAAAGGCGUUCUCGGCUUGGCGGUUUAACCGGGCCCGAGGGAUCGAAACUAGCUGCUCCACCCUCUCAUGCGGAUCUCGGCGCUGUAUGUUUAUGUGUGCAUGUGAGAGAGCACGUCUGAAGAAGGAAUACUGUACCCCCCCCCCCCCCACUUUCCCCCAAGCCGGUGAACGCUCUCGCUUGCCUCAUCAGCUUUUUGACGAGUGCAAAGGAAUUCUUUUCUUUCUUCUUCUUCCCCCUUGGAGAGCCAGACCCGACAGGAAGUGGUAACCUAGACCUCCGGGUCCCCUGCUCUCGCCCACCCACAGAGCACCUGUACCUGCAGGCGUUUUCUGAACAGGUGUGCCCACCUGCCAGGCACCACUGCUAAACCAGCUGUCAUUACCUGUGUCAAAACCAGAGUUCAGGGAAUAACCGAAGGGAACAGAGCCAUUAAUAAACUGCUUGCAGACUGUUUCAUGGGGUGUGGUAGCUGUACAAUGUAAAUAAGGCCCCAGCAGAUCGCCCUCACCUGUGCUUCAUGCAUGUGUGAAUCAAACUGGGACAAACAUGUUUUCUAGACCACAAAUGUCAGGUAAGUAAAGUUUGAGCUACUCUUGAGAUAUAAUUUCCAUACAAAUGUGCUGUAUUGUUGGUAAUUCUCUUCAAAUGCCUAUUGGAAAACUUUUAACUAGUCAGUUGGGAAUUCAAAUUCCCCCAAGUAGGGCCUGUCUACAUGUGAUUUCUUGUGGAACGUGUCUGGGUGUAUAGAUUUAAAAGAAUAUAUAUAUUGUAAAAUAAAUAAUUAAACAGAUGCAGGCAGAAACCUACGCUAUCACAAGGAACCAGGAGCAUUGAUCAAUACAUCAGUAGAAGUUUAGAAUCGGUCCUCUGGUGUUUAGUUGGAGUACAGCUGACUGUUAACGAUGUGUGUGGUACUCAUACCUCAGUCAGCCAUAUCAAAGCCCAAAGAACUUGAUUUCAUUUUACUCUUUCCAUUGAGGUUGUGGUAUAUGACGAGAUGGAACCUGAAUGCCUCUGUGUGUGUAUAAUUGGUGAGGGUCGUUGUUCUGAUGAGAGAAAUUACAUAUGCUUUUAUUUUUUGGGUGGGGGGGGGGGGGGGGUCAGGGUUCUUGUUUGUACUUUUGGGUGAUGUUUCUGUUAUAGCACAUCUGUGCAGUAAGUGCUUGCAAACAUGAACCCUUUGAUUGUACAGUAGUUUCCUUCCUGUCACAGCAGGUGGUACAGCCUAUCGGGACACUCGGCCUCAUGGUCUUCCUUGUCCCCGUCAUGAGGGAACACAGUCCUGCUACUUUUGUUUGGGUUUUAUUUUGGGACUUGACAAAAGUUUAUUUGUUUGAAAAUAAAAUAUGUGACUCAGUUA